AUGCUCAUCAAGGCAGAGACUGGACAGAUCUCUUCAUCCACAACAUAUAGCAGCAUGACUCUUGGACAUUCAAGAAAUGAGCUGUCAAAAUGUCCUCAUGGAGAACACAUCAUCCUUGGAAUUAUGACCGCGCAUCAUCCGAGAUGGGGAGGACUAAGAAAUAGGGCCGAUCGGGAGACCAAGCAACUCCUAGAAAUUGUCAACAAAUGGGGACUCAAGUUAGCGACCCAACAAGGAACCUGGUCUCGAAGCGAUCAGUCAUCGGCGAUUGACCUCACGUUCAUCACAUCCAACCUGGUCAACAGGCUUAUCAUUUGCGAGAGGGCGGGCCGCGGAUGA
Messenger RNA from Penicillium bovifimosum, 339 nucleotides. Its product is annotated as reverse transcriptase. Bases 1 to 339 code for a protein of 112 amino acids. The transcript is spliced from 2 exons. NCBI's taxonomy places the organism in Eukaryota, Fungi, Ascomycota, Eurotiomycetes, Eurotiales, Aspergillaceae. The record is from RefSeq and is a predicted model, not a curated record. Gene Ontology annotation, molecular function: catalytic activity.